CCGAAAUGUGUAGGGUGCUCUGAAUGGUGUGGUCUGGCCCAUGCUGUAGUGAUUUUGAGCAGCAGUAGGCACUGUGUAGUGCUUUUUGCAGUCCUCAAUGGUUCAAGUCGUCUAUCAUCCUGUAGGUGUCAUAUAUUUCCUCAUACUAGUCACUUUGUCUCAGCUCGUUGCUUUGCUCAAGUCCUCUCAAUCAUCUUACCAAGGUCGGCCUCACUGGAAUCAGCGACACCUGCGGUCCCAUACCCAAUUGCUCAUUCCGCUUGGGCUUCUCUCCUGUUUAUCUUAAGGGCGGUCAGAACGCCAGUCUCGAGACUCAAGCACGAUGACCACCAAUGUCACUUCUCUCACAUUCGGGAAUUCAAUCAA
This is a messenger RNA of Didymella exigua CBS 183.55, 366 nucleotides long. RefSeq lists its product as uncharacterized. Bases 98 to 286 code for a protein of 62 amino acids. Lineage: Eukaryota; Fungi; Ascomycota; Dothideomycetes; Pleosporales; Didymellaceae. The record is from RefSeq and is a predicted model, not a curated record. The transcript has a single exon.